AUGUCUGAAAGAUUCGCUCCCAAGGUCCCAGUCCAAUUGGACCCGCCAAAGGAUGAUCCCAUCUCCCCCGAGGAGCUGGCCAAAUGUGACGGCUCUGAUCCCAGCCGCCCAACCCUGGUCGCUAUCAAGGGCACUGUGUUCGACGUCUCCCGCAACCAGGCCUACGGUGCGACAGGUCAAUAUCGCGUCUUCGCUGGCAAAGAUGCGUCGAGGGCGCUGGCUCGCUCUUCGUUGAAGCCCGAGGAAUGUGUGCCCGAAUGGUACGAUUUGGAUGAGAAGGAGAAGACGACGCUGGAUGAGUGGUACACAUUCUUCAGCAAGCGGUAUAACAUCGUUGGCAAGGUUGAGGGUGCGAAGAAUACCUGA
Molecule: messenger RNA, 366 nt
Organism: Penicillium oxalicum
Lineage: Eukaryota; Fungi; Ascomycota; Eurotiomycetes; Eurotiales; Aspergillaceae
Product: putative progesterone binding protein
Exons: 3
Coding region: 1-366 (121 amino acids)
Cellular component (GO): endomembrane system; membrane
Source: RefSeq, a predicted model, not a curated record